AUGCUGCUCAAGACCCUCCUUCCCCUCACCGCCCUUGCGGGCGUCAUGGCUGGCCCUAUCAUCGACGAGCGCGCCGCUGCCGACCUCGCCAUGCGCCGCGACGUCGAGGCCGUCAUCACCGAGAAGAUGAAGGCCCCCACCGAGGAGCAAGUCCAGGAGGCGAACAAGGUCGCCCAGGGUGCCGGCGGUGGCUUCAACGACUGGAACUGCAAGAUGACCGACGACCGCACCCCGAUCAUCUUCCUGCACGGUCUCACUGCUCCGUCGCUCCUGAACUGGUUCUACAUCGCCCCGACCUUCUCGAGCAAGGGCCACUGCGUCUACACCCCGCAGUACGGCACCAAGGACGGCAUCCUGCUCGGUUUCAACAGCCUGCGUGACUCGUCCAAGUGGCUCAAGGACUACGUCCAGAAGGUCAAGGCUUCCACGGGCGCCGGCAAGGUCCACCUUGUCGGUCACUCGAUGGGCACUACCGUCUCCUCGUACUACAUGAAGUUCGACGGUGGUGCGGACCAGGUCGACAAGUUUGUCGGCUUCGGGUGCAACUACCGCGGCACAUCGCUGUACGGCAUCAACCAGCUCGUCCGCCUCGUGCCCUUCAUCACGACCGCUCUCAUCAAGAUCUGUCCUUCCUGCAACGAGUUCCUCUCCCCUAGCGAUUUCAUGAACGACCUUCAGCGCGGCGGCAUCGCGGUCGACGGCCCCCAGUACACCAACAUCGUUUCGAAGUACGACGAGCUCGUCCUCCCCUACACCUCGGGCAUCAUGGAGGAGCGCGCCAACGUCGAGAACAUUGUCCUCCAGGACCGCUGCCACUUCGACUUUGUCGGCCACUCGCUCCAGGCCAUCGACCCUAACGUCAAGAACCUCAUCGAGUGGGCCAUCGACGGCAAGCAGGGCCCCAAGCCUGGCUGUGUCGCCAACGGUAUCCCCUUUGUCCACAUCCGGGACGGCCUCGAGGAGAGCGAGCUUCAGUAG
Messenger RNA from Trichosporon asahii var. asahii CBS 2479, 978 nucleotides. Its product is annotated as lipase. Lineage: Eukaryota; Fungi; Basidiomycota; Tremellomycetes; Trichosporonales; Trichosporonaceae. Gene Ontology annotation, biological process: lipid catabolic process. The transcript has a single exon. Gene Ontology annotation, molecular function: lipase activity. The record is from RefSeq and is a predicted model, not a curated record. Bases 1 to 978 code for a protein of 325 amino acids.